Camelus dromedarius (Arabian camel) is the source of this 3867-nucleotide messenger RNA. RefSeq names its product prickle planar cell polarity protein 1 (gene PRICKLE1). The record is from RefSeq and is a predicted model, not a curated record. Bases 368 to 2875 code for a protein of 835 amino acids. Gene Ontology annotation, molecular function: zinc ion binding. The transcript has 8 exons. Lineage: Eukaryota; Metazoa; Chordata; Mammalia; Artiodactyla; Camelidae.
CGGCCCGCAGCGUUCGGAGGAGGGUGGGACCGGCAGGAAGCGAAAUGGUUACUUUUUUUAAUGCGGGCUCUGGUUACUUUUGAGGAUCGCGGGCCCGGAGCAGGCUGCCGGCGCAGAGAGGAGACAGGGGUUUUCUCUGCGGUGGAGGAUCCUGGAGAGACACAGAGCUGGGGCGUAGGGGAUGCGGUGGCCUGUGCGAGGUGACUCAAACACGGGGAAGCCGAGUCGGCGAUGCCGACAGGGACAGAGGAUCUCCGGGGAGCUGGGGGACCUCUUGCCCGGCCCCUCACAGCUGAUUAGCUAGCAGCCGCGGCCGCCACUGUUUGAUGUCCUGGGACUGAGAAGCCAGCUCUGCGACUUCACUGUUAUGCCUUUGGAGAUGGAGCCCAAGAUGGGCAAGCUGGCCUUCGGCUGCCAGAGGAGCUCCACGUCGGAUGACGAUUCGGGCUGCGCGCUGGAGGAGUACGCCUGGGUGCCCCCGGGGCUCCGACCCGAGCAGAUCCAGCUCUACUUUGCUUGCUUGCCGGAGGAAAAGGUCCCUUAUGUUAACAGCCCUGGAGAGAAACAUCGAAUUAAACAGCUUUUGUACCAGUUGCCACCACAUGAUAAUGAGGUGCGAUAUUGCCAGACUUUGAGCGAGGAGGAGAAAAAAGAGCUGCAGGUGUUCAGUGCUCAGCGGAAGAAAGAAGCACUUGGAAGAGGAACGAUUAAACUUCUGUCCAGAGCAGUGAUGCAUGCUGUGUGCGAGCAGUGUGGGUUGAAGAUCAACGGAGGAGAAAUCGCCGUGUUCGCCUCGCGAGCGGGCCCCGGCGUGUGCUGGCACCCGUCCUGUUUUGUCUGCUUCACGUGUAACGAACUGCUGGUCGACCUCAUCUAUUUUUAUCAGGAUGGAAAAAUCCACUGUGGCAGGCACCACGCUGAACUGCUGAAGCCCCGGUGUUCCGCCUGCGACGAGAUCAUCUUUGCCGACGAGUGCACAGAAGCCGAGGGCCGCCACUGGCACAUGAAGCACUUCUGCUGCCUCGAGUGUGAGACGGUGCUGGGGGGGCAGAGGUACAUCAUGAAGGACGGCCGCCCCUUCUGCUGUGGCUGCUUCGAGUCCCUGUACGCCGAGUACUGCGAGACCUGUGGGGAGCACAUCGGUGUGGACCACGCGCAGAUGACCUACGGCGGGCAGCACUGGCACGCGACGGAGGCCUGCUUUUCCUGCGCCCAGUGCAAAGCCUCCCUGCUGGGGUGUCCCUUCCUCCCCAAGCAGGGUCAGAUCUACUGCUCCAAGACGUGCAGCCUCGGGGAAGACGUCCACGCCUCGGACUCCUCCGACUCUGCCUUCCAGUCGGCUCGGUCGAGGGACUCCAGAAGGAGCGUCCGCAUGGGCAAGAGCAGCCGGUCAGCAGACCAGUGUCGCCAGUCUCUCCUCUUGGCCCCGGCUCUGAACUACAAGUUCCCCGGCCUCUCAGACAACGCUGACGACACCCUUUCUCGGAAACUGGAUGAUCUGAGCCUUUCCCGGCAAGGAGCAGGUUUUGUCAAUGAAGAAUUCUGGAAAGGCCGGGUGGAGCACGAAACCCCAGAAGACCCUGAAGAGUGGGCUGAGCAUGAAGAUUACAUGACGCAGCUCCUCCUCAAGUUUGGUGAUAAAAGCCUCUUUCAGCAGCAGCCCAGCGAGACGGACAUUCGAGCCAGCGAGCACUGGAUAUCUGAUAACAUGGUUAAAAAUAAGACCGAGUUGAAGCAAAAUAACCAGAGCCUUGCAAGUAAAAAAUACCAGUCUGAUAUGUAUUGGGCGCAGUCCCAAGAUGGACUGGGCGAUUCUGCGUAUGGCAGCCACCCGGGCCCCGGCAGCAGUCGAAGGCUCCAGGAGUUGGAUCUGGACCCCGGGGCCUCGGGAUACAAUCACGAGCAAGCACAGUGGUACGAAGAUUCCCUGGAGUGUCUGUCAGACUUGAAACCAGAGCAGAGUGUUCGAGAUUCCAUGGAUUCUUUGGCUUUGUCUAAUAUCACAGGGGCUUCGGUGGACGGAGAGAGCAAGCCGAGGCCGUCGUUAUAUUCUCUGCAGAACUUCGAGGAGAUGGAGGCAGAAGACUGCGAGAAGAUGAGCAACAUGGGGACCCUGAACUCGUCCAUGCUGCACAGGAGCGCCGAGUCCUUGAAGAGCCUGAGUUCAGAGCUGUGUGCGGAGAAGAUCAUGCCCGAGGAGAAGCCAGUGCACCUGCCGGUGCUCAGAAGGUCCAAGUCCCAGUCGCGGCCGCAGCAGGUCAAGUUCUCGGAUGACGUCAUUGACCACGGGAGCUACGAGAACAUCGAGGUCCGGCAGCCCCCGAUGAGCGAGCGCACGCGGAGGCGCGUGUACCACUUCGAAGAGCGCGGGGCGCGGCCGCAUCACCACCACCACCGCCGCCGGCGAAGCCGCAAGUCCCGCUCGGACAACGCCCUGAAUCUCGUGACGGAAAGGAAGUACUCGCCCAAGGCCAGGCUGCGGCUCUACACCCCCGACAACUACGAGAAGUUCAUACAGAGUAAAAGCGCCCGCGAGGUGCAGGCGUACGUCCAGGGCGCCGACCUGUACGGCCAGUACGCGCACGCCACCUCCGAUUACGCCCUGCAGAGCCCGGGCGUCCACCGCUUUCUGGGGCUCUGCGGGGAGGAUGACGACUCCUGGUGCUCCUCCUCCACCUCCUCGUCCUCCGACUCCGAAGAGGAAGGGUAUUUUCUGGGACAACCCAUCCCUCAACCUCGGCCGCAGAGAUACGCCUGCUACACAGACGACCUUUCUAGCCCCGCUCCUGCACUGCCCAGCCCCCAGUUUGGUCCGAGGACAACUAAAUCCAAGAAGAAAAAGGGACACAAGGGCAAAAACUGUAUCAUAUCCUAACCUGGUAGCUGUGGAGAUCGUAUUUAAACGCAGCCAUUAACCAUCUUAAAUCGUAUCUUUUUUUUUCUUCCAUAGGAGAGUUGCUAAAAUAGAUUAAAGUGCUUUGCCCAUGUAAAUGAGACCCCGACUGCUGUUUACGGUGUCAGAUUAACGUUUGGAAGGUGUGAUUUCUCCAGCUGACCCUCCUCGGAUGGUGCCAGGUGGACGGGACGUCUGGUUCCUGUUGGGUGCAUCCCAGUUCGGUACAGCUGCUCUGGUCUCCGGCUCUUGAGUCUCCAGAAGCUGUUGAGUGGUGAUUGGAUGGGGGUGUUGCUUUUAGACAACGGAGAACUUGAGACGCCUUUGUCAAGCACUAGUGAGUGGUCGUCUGCGCGCCAGGUUGGCCCAGGUCCUGACGGUCUGUCCGCGCAGUCACACGACCCAGCCAGCACUGUGCGUCCUGUCCUGCGAGGCCACCUCCUCCCCCCUCCAACCCUCAGUAGCCAGGUAAACGUUACAUUGUAUUAGCUCCAGCUCCAGAUUGGGGGAGGGGGGGAAAUUGCUAUUUAUAAUGUAGUAUUUCAUAGACUUAAGUGUAUUCCUAAUUUAACGGUGCAAAUAUUAAUGUACAUACUGUACAGUUCAGAUUUUAAAGCUGAUAUUUUUAUACCCCUGAAAUGCAAGACGUUUGUUACCCUGCAGUGCUAGAUUUGUUAGGGGACCAGAAAGCGCAUUUAUGGAUGAAACGAUUGCUUGUAUUUUAGUCAGGGUUUAUGAGUUUAGAUGGUCAAAUUUAUAUUGCCUAGUGAUGGAAAGUUCCAUUUUUUUUUUUAUUUUUUUCAAUAUUAAAAAGGCUCUGUAUGCAUGGAGGGGCUAUGUAAAUACUCUUUAAAACUAUGGCCCUAUUAAUCUUACAAGUGUUAUUUAUGGGUCAAGCAAUGUAAACUGUAUAAAUGUAAAAACAAACAAAAAAACCCCCCACACACAUACCCUGGAAUAUAUGGUAAAAACAA